This is a messenger RNA of Aureobasidium pullulans EXF-150, 726 nucleotides long. RefSeq lists its product as uncharacterized. Bases 1 to 726 code for a protein of 241 amino acids. Lineage: Eukaryota; Fungi; Ascomycota; Dothideomycetes; Dothideales; Saccotheciaceae. The transcript is spliced from 4 exons. The record is from RefSeq and is a predicted model, not a curated record.
AUGGAGCUCCUCAGACAGGAGACUGAACAGGCUUCCAAAGCCCUCGAGGAGUUAAAGAAGGACAUUACUGCUUUCAAAGCCCAGAUCUCAAAGAAGAACAAGGAAGACGCAGAGAGCAAGAUCACUGCUCUUGAGAACAAGAUUACUGCCCUCGAAGCUCAUAUCGAAAAGCAGGACAAGAUGAUCAUUGCUCUUCAGGAUCUUGCACGCACUGUCGUCGAGAAGGGCCGCAACGUUGAGUCACUCGCAAACAGACUCAGAGAACUCUCCGACAUUAUCAAUAUCAUCACAACUACCACCACUAUCGCUAAACUCAUCAACAUGGAGCACAUGGAAGUGUUUGAGAAGAUCUGCUCAGAGCUCGAAGCAGCACGCAAGGAAAUCAUCCGCCUCGACCUCGAAAACCAGGCCAAGCAGACCGAGAUUCACGAACUCUCUGCCGAAAGCACCAGAAACAUGAACAUGUGGCAGUUCCAGAAGAAUCUCGUGCAUGAAUUCGUGAAGGAGGCCGGGAUCAUUGAGCUCAAGGAGACCGUGAGCAAGCAGGAGAUCAGGGAACUCGAAAACGACUUGAUCGUCAAGAAUGAAGAGCUCAGAUCGAUCCGUGGCCGUGAGCGCGAAGGUGUCCAAAAGAUCAAGGAGCUCGAGCAGGUUGUCAAGAGUCUGGAGAUGCAAAACAGCAGACUAGAGGAAGACAUUGAAGCUCAGAGUUGCCAUACUGAGUAG